Aegilops tauschii subsp. strangulata is the source of this 591-nucleotide messenger RNA. RefSeq lists its product as uncharacterized. NCBI's taxonomy places the organism in Eukaryota, Viridiplantae, Streptophyta, Magnoliopsida, Poales, Poaceae. The record is from RefSeq and is a predicted model, not a curated record.
AUGCUAGCUGAAGCUGCUUUAUAUCCUGAGGACAGCACUGACACAUUACCGUCUGUGCUCACUGCUGAACAGACGGCCAAUCAGAUCAAGGGCAACCUACUCAGAGCACACGAAAGAAUGAAACAUUAUGCAGACAAAAAGAGAAGUGAAAGGUCUUUGGAAGUGGGAUACAUGGUCUACUUAAAAUUGCAACCGUAUAGACAUACCAGACUAAGCAUUCACUGGUGCCUGAAGCUUCAUUCAAAAUUCUAUGGCCCCUUCAAAGUCCUACAAAAAAUAGGCAAGGUCGCUUACAAGCUGCUGUUACCAGAGGAUUGCAAGCUUCACCACACAUUCCACAUCAGCCAGUUAAAGAAACACAUCAGCCCUACUGUUGUGCCCAAUCCCAAACUUCCAUUGAUCAACCCAGAUGGCACAAUCCUACUGGAACCAGAAAUGCUUCUGGAAAGGAAAUUGGUUCCUCGAACCCAGGGGGACAUCGACAUACCAGUAGUAUGCUGGAAGAUCAUGUGGGUCAACUUGCCAUUGCAGGACGCCACCUGGGAGGAUGCUCAGUUCAUUCAAAAGGUGUUUCCUUCCUUUCAGCCCUGA